AUGAAAAUUGCUUUGAUUGCUUUGUUGGCCGGCCUCAGCCUGGUGGCAGUUAAUGCCAGUGUGAUGGAAAUUCCCUCGCCCUUGGAUGAAAUCGAUUUCGAAUAUAUUGCCAAUGAUAUAGCCGAUGAUGUUAUGGACGUUGAUACUCAAUCCUGGGCCGGUUUGUACUUUGUCAUUCACAAAGUUUUGACCACAGUGAAGGGUGUCAAUUGUACCAUCAAAGAGGUGAUUGGCAUUCGUGGUGCUGCCCUUAAAUUCCUCAGUGACAUUCAUGCAUGUGGUGGUGAAGUAUCGCAAAAACUUCAAAAUUUAAUUGAUGCCGUCAAUAAUAUUAUUUCCUCGGCCAAUGAUAUCAUCCAUGUUAAUGAAAAUAUUUGCGGUAACACUGACAGCGAUACCACCACCGAUAGUACCGAUGGAAGCAAAGAUGUUGCUGCCACGACUAUGAUCAGCAAGACCGACUGGAAUUGUUUCUGGAAACUGUUGUUCAAGACUUUGAAGUUGAAGAAUCAAAUUAAACAUGCCAUCUAUUUGAUUAAACAAAUUCCAUCGGUACCCGGUGCCACUGGUGAAUGUGUCACUGAUGCUGCCAACACUUUGUCCAACUACUUCACUCAAUUCCCCAACCGCGUUGUGGAGUGCUCGAAAUUGGUUAGCAAUUAA
Molecule: messenger RNA, 663 nt
Organism: Musca vetustissima
Lineage: Eukaryota; Metazoa; Arthropoda; Insecta; Diptera; Muscidae
Exons: 2
Coding region: 1-663 (220 amino acids)
Source: RefSeq, a predicted model, not a curated record